GACCAAGAGUACGCUGCACCGGCUUCCUCCCCUGACUUGGAGGCGAGUCUUGAAGUCCUCAUGCGCGGGGAUCCUUACACCGGGAGGGUCUUCCACUAUGGCAGCUGGGUCUGGAGGGUCGAGUCGGGUGGUGAGGGUACCUCCCCGGCCCAUGAAGCAGCGGGGCGCGGGGUACCCUCCCCGGGCAACACUGCAGAGGCCGAGGGCCAGAACCACCCAGACAUGGAGUUUGAAGAGUUCGCUAUCCCCGAGGACCAAACAGCGGGGGAGACCGGGGGCUCCCAAACCAACACUGCCAGGACCUUCCCGGUCAAUCCCGAGACCGUGGAAAUCCUAGACGAAGAGGAGCCCCAAGAAGACCGGUCUAAGGGGAAGGAGAAGGAGAAGGCCGGUCGCCGGGUGAAGAAGGUGGCCACCACGCACCCUUCCUAUGCCAGGAAGAGGGCAAGGUCAGACCCUGAGCCGGCCUCCCAGACCAUUGAAGAGGCUUUUGUCAACCUGGGCCUGAGGCGGAAGGAGAAAGGGGAAAUCGGGCCCCAUGCAGUUGAACAGCUGGGGAUGGGAUAUCCUUCGGAGAUUGCCCGGCUAAGGAAGGAAAAAGAGGAGAUGAACCUGAUUUUGAAGAAUCAGGCAGAUGAGCUGAUCCGUCUGUCUAGUAUGGCCGGGACAAUGAAGGCGGAGAUCUACCAGCUGAAGGAGGAGAACGGCCGGCUUAUGGAUGAAGUUUCUGAGGCCAAGAGGGAAAUGGCGGAGAAGGAAGAAACCUUCCCCGGGCGCGCAGCCGCCUGGGUUGAAGAGAACAAAGCCGAUGCUGCCCGGGUGAUGACGGCGACGCCGGAGGCAACCAUGGAAUCCUUCAAGUUCCUAUACUGGGAACCUGAAGGGAGAAAAAUGAUCACUGCCAUCGGAUCCUUUGGGUUCAAGAGUGGUCAGAAAAAGGACCGGAUUGCCUCUCACCGGGUACUACUCAAAAGAGACCCGGGCUUCAGUGCUGCAUCCUACGGCUUGGCCCCCAUUCCUGAGGAAGAGCCCACUCCCCCUUUCCCUCUUGAGUAAAACUCCCCGGCUCGGACCGGUUGUUUUGUAAACUGGAAACUUCCUUCAUUUCCCCGGGAAUGCCCGGUGUAGCUGUAAAACACUUAACAUUCCU
Messenger RNA from Cuscuta campestris, 1150 nucleotides. The record is from the annotation of a GenBank genome assembly. Lineage: Eukaryota; Viridiplantae; Streptophyta; Magnoliopsida; Solanales; Convolvulaceae.